Messenger RNA from Paramecium pentaurelia, 5448 nucleotides. NCBI's taxonomy places the organism in Eukaryota, Ciliophora, Oligohymenophorea, Peniculida, Parameciidae. The record is from the annotation of a GenBank genome assembly.
AUGAAAGUCUCACUUCUUCAACUCGAGAGAUCUUAUUUAGAAGCCCUUUCAGAAUUUGGAGAGCAUUCUUCUAAGACUUAAGAAACACGUGUAAAGCUUAUUGAAAUUCUUAACCAAACAGGCAAAUACUUGAUAUCUUAAAAGCUUCCUGGAGAAAAGUAUCUCUAAAGAGCUGUUGAAUUAGCAAAUUUGUUAAAUAUGGAAGAAUACUUAAUUAUAAAAUAUUAGACAUUUAUGUUAUAUGCAGAGUACUUUGAAUUCACAAAGAAUUAUAAUUAGGCAUACAAUUUGUUGAUGAAAUUAAUUCCGUUAACAAAGGUGAAUCAAAGGAAUAUAAUAAUGAUCUAAAUUCAAAUUCUUAAUCAUGUAAUUGAAAAUGGUAGAUUAUGUAAGAGAAAUAAUGUUAUUCCAUUGAAUGAAUAAUUGUUAAAUUUGAUGGAGGAGAUAGGACUUAGUUUUUAUUUAUAUAAAGAAUUCCCUAAUAAGUUUCAACAAAUUUUAUUAUAAGCCUUAUCAUUUUAAGCAAAGAUAUAUUUGAGAUCAAAUAAGGAUAGAGAAGCAACAUAACUUUUCUUUUAAUCUUAUCACCUAUGUGAAGAACUCCUUGGAUUUCAUGAUAAGAGAACAUAAGAAUAUAAAAAAUAGUAUGAAUAAUUAAGUGAUAAAAUUUCAGUCAAUUUAGAGAUUUAAAGUCAAGAUGAAGAGGAGGAUGAUAAUAUACAACCAAUUUAAGUAACUUAGAGAGAAGAAAAGAAAAUAUUAUCUUUUCGAUCAAAAAAUACUUACAUUAAUAAUUAUAUAAUAAAUGUAGAUUCUGCUAGAGCACCAAAAUUAGCAAAAAAAAUUGAUAAGACUAAAAUUGAGAAACCUAUUAUUAGUUAGAGAGCACCACCUAAAUUUAAUGAAUAGUAAUUUUAACAACUAUUUAUCAUAAAGAAUACUAUGAAAAGACCUUUGAGUUCAUAAGGAACUACAAAAAUAACAAGUCCAACUAGAUGUUAAUCAAUAGUUUCUAAGAAAAAUAAUAGUAAAAUUUAAAAUAGAGUUCCAUCUUUAGAAUAAAGUUUAAUAAAAUAAUUAGAAAUUGCUUAACCCUAAGAUAGAAUUAAUGAUCUUAUAAUUAAUAGACCACAUUAUGAAGAAGUAAAGAAAUACGAAAUAGUCAAUGCUACAAAAUAAAGAAAUACAAAAUAAUUCUCAUCAAAUUAUUUAAUUUAAUUAAUGCCUCCAUCUCAUUCAUAAAGGCCAUAAAUAAGAGAACCAUCCAAAAAUAAUAUUGCUUAUAAAGUAGACAGUAAAAAGUUUCCUAGUAAUCCUAGUAAUUAAAAGAUUGAAAGAAGUUCUUAAAAGAAAAUAACAACAAAUGAAAUUUAACCUACAUUGAGUAAUAUUAGAUUAGUUGGUAGUGGUAUCAAUUUAACUAGUGAAAAUGAUGAUGAAAAUAUUAAAUAAUAAUAAGAAGAUAAUAGAAAUUAUUCAUUUGAAGAAGAACCUAUAAAAGUUAUGACACAUUCAGAUCCAAUUAUUGCAAAAUAUUUAGAAACUCAUUCAAUGGAAGUAUUAUUAGAAGCUGUUGAUAGAAUCAAAGCUAAAAUGAAACAUCAUGUAUAUUAUUCCAGAAAAAAGAGAAAUGAAAUUGAAUCAAAAUAAAAUGUCAUUUCUCCAGGAAGAUUAAAUCCACAUAAUAAAAAUAUGACUAGAUCAAGUACAUAUGGAUUUGAGAUCAUGGAGAUUGUUGAAAAAAAAAUAUUAGAAAAUGAAGCUAGUAAGAUUAUACAUAAAUUAAUAACUCCUGAUAAUUAAUUAGAUUGGUAUUCUAUUCAUUUUUAUAAUAAAUUAUUUACUGAUCAUGAGACUUCUAAAUGGAUAUUAUAGAAUCCAAAAUUUAGAGGAUAAAUAUUUUAGAAAACAUAAGAUAAAAAAUUAUAUCAACAAUUAAGUGUUGAAUUAAUUUAAGCAAUGUUAUCAAAUUAAAAGAAAACUUCAACACUUUAAGUGAUAGCAUCAAUAGAAUUAUCUAAUAACAUUAGAAAAUUUUAAGUUAGAUUUAUAAUUGAUUCUUUAGCAUAACAUUACAAAGAAAUUUCAAAUUAUGAUGAUAUGUUGGAAUUAUUCAAUUAAUUAACUAAUAUAUACUUCAUCUAAGAAAAUUUAUUAAAUGAAUGGAAAGAAUAACAUCGAUAAUAUACUCUAUAUGUAGUAAUCAAUAAAGAAAACUAAGAUUCUAAAAAUAAAAAUUAGACUGAAAAUAUUAAAGGACAUGAGACAUAAAAAAUAGAUUAUUAUUAAGAUUUAUUAUCAAAGAUCUUAUUUCUUAUAAGAAGAAAGAGUUAUGUUAAAACUAUAAAUGGAUUUAAGUUUAAAUCAGAAACUUAAGAUCUUUAAGACUCUAUUUAAAAAUACAAUAAUUAAAUAUAUUAAUAAAAGAUUUAGAGAAUGAAAUCAUAUUUUUAGUAUAGAGAUAUAUCUUUAUAAUAUAAAGAAUAAAAAUAAUCAAGGGAAUUAGCAAAAAGAUAUCGUAAAAGAAUUAAAGAUAAACAUCUUUUCAUAGCUGAUGAUAGUUAAUAGACUUAUAUAAAUGAUAGUAAUACACCAUAAUUUGAAGAGAAUAAGACUGCAUCCCCAAUUAAAAGUAUUAAACAAAUUGACUCAAUUAAGGAUAAUGAAAAACUAUCUAGAUAAAAUUCUAAUGAUACUCCUCAUUCUAAAUUUAGAUAAUAAUAAUCAUUAAAACCAAAUCCUAGAAUUUCUUAUUAAUAAUAAUAUGAUGUUUAAGCUGAAUUGUCUGAAAUAUUUUCACUUGAAACUCAGGAUUAUCUAACAAGAUAUUUUCCUGAAUUCAAAUUAAAUGUACCUCCUAUUAAUUAUUUUCCUACUCCAAACCCAAUUCUAUAAAAAUAUUUAAUUGAAUCUCAUUAUUACUUUAAAGAAGAAUUUCUUAAUGAAAAAUCCAAUAAAUUACAAUAUAAACCUAUACAUUCUGACAAUUACUUAAUUUUAACUUAAAUCAUCAAAAUUGAAAAAUAAUUCUACUUUUUAACUCUUACUAAUAAAUUAAAAUUAGAAUAAAUUUUUUGUAAAGACAAAUGGGAAGAUGAAUUAGAUAUAUAAUUGAAGGAUUUAAUAAAUUAUUCUGUUGGUAGAACUGGAUAUAUUAUAGAUAUAAUUAAGUUACAAGAAGUUUUAUAAUCAAAAUUAUAAAUUAUUAAUUGUAAGAUCUAAUUAAAAAAAGACGAAACUGAUGAUUCAUCCAUCAAAAAAAACUUAAAGUUAUUUAGAUACAAUAAGUAACUUUAUUUUGCUAAGGAAUCAAUUGAUUUUAUAGAAGAAGAGUUAAAUGAAAUGUCUGAAGAUAGCUAAAGUCAGAAUGAUGAUAGCCUAGAUCUCAUAGAAGAACAUAAAAGAGACCCAUUAAUAGAUAUUAUCUUCCUACUUGGAGUAAUUAAUGGUAAUUCAUAUGUAUACUAUAAUGUUCAUAUAAGAAAUUGUAAACUAUUAAAACAUAUAGAUGGAAAACUAAUGUUGGCAGAACCUGAGCAACUUAGAAAACCUAAAUUUCCUAUUAGAUUGAUUUUAUCUCAUGAAGAUAUGAACAAGCAUAUUGCAAGAACAAAUGAAAAUACAAUUACAGGUAAGGACAUUACAUUAUUUCCCCAUUUUAAUUCUCUUUUUUUAGUUAAAUAGACCUAAUAUAAUUACAAAUUCAUAAAGGUUAGAUUGUAAAUUUAGUCAGAUGUUAAUAAAUUACAUUAGAAUAUUAGAGACAAUUCUGCAAGAGCCUAAUUAUUCAUCUAUAGAAAUAAUAAUAGAAAACAUAUAGUAUGUUUAAAUUCUUAAUAAACUGAAAAAUGGUUUCAUAUUUCUUAGAUUGAUGGAAAAAUGAGAGAUUAUCUAUUUAGUUAUAAAACAAUGAUGAAGAAAACACUAACAGGUUAGAAGUUAUUAUAAAAUGAUAGCAGAUAAUCAAUAUCUAAAGAUUUUAGAUUUUUAUUAAUUUAAGAUAAAUUAGUUAACACGAAAUAGUAUUUUAUUCAAAGUAAAAUUUAAGACAUAGGAUAUGUUUUUGUAACUGGAACACUAUUUUAAGAAAUGUUAUUAAUUAAAAUCAUGCCAGUAGGAAAUAAAAGUAAAAUACAUAUAUUUCUUUAUAAAGUUUUUGAUGAAGAUAUCAUUAGAACAAUGAAUUAAUUAUGUAAAUACUUCAUUUUAAAAACAACUUUAACAUAUUCAAGAUUAUAAUUAGUGCCUAUAACUCAAAAUCAAAUUCGUAAAUAAUAUAUAUUAGAAAAUUAAUUUUGUGAUAAUAAUAUCUUAAUUGGAUCAAAAUCUUACUCAAGAGUGAUAUAUAAAUAAAUUAGGAAAAUUGAUAAAAAUUAUUUUAUUAUAACAGUAACUUUAAUCAAAAAUUAUUUUCAGGUAUAUUUUUAUAAUUAGAGUAAUUGUAGAAGAUUUUAUUAUACAAUACAUAGAUCAGAUUUUUUAAUAAUGAAUAAAUAUUUUUUAGAUUCUAUAUUUCCAGAAUAACCUAAAGAAGUGAUGGAAUAGUUUUUUAGGAAUUGGAAAUUUAAUGAAAUUUCAAAGAUUUAUUCAUUAAUAAUAAAAGCACCUGAGUCAUUUAGAAAUAGAACUCAAAUUUAUAUACAAUAAAUAAAAGAUACAAAAAAAAGUAUCAAGAGAUCAGCAACAUCAAGUCUUUCAAGUAUGAAUAAUAUAAUGAGAUAAUCUACUUUAUAAUUAAAUAAUGUUUAAGAAAAUUCUUUUGAAGAAAAUCUGAAUAAAGAAUGUUGGUUAUUUGAUAUAUUAUUGUUAAGAAAGUAGAAAAGCAUAUUUGAGAAAAAGAUAUGGUUAGAGAUCUUAAAAUAGAUGAGUAUCAAUAAAAAUUAAAUAUGUUUAAAUACUUUCAAAACAACAUUGAAUGAAUUAGUUUAUUAAAAUGAUAGAACAUGCAAUUUUUUAUGUUAUAUUCCUUGUCAAGAAAUCUAGUAAUCAUUUCGUUGGUAACCUAUAAGAUUGAGAAUAUAUGAGUAUGAUAAUUGCAAAACUAUAGAUAUCCCUUUAAAUAUAAGAGGAAAGUAAGUAUAAAUUUAUAAAUAAUGCAAUUAAAUAAUGGAGAAUUAUUUGAAAUAUAAAAUAUUGCCAAGUAAUUAAGAAAUAAUGAAAUUAAACAAAAAUAAUGAUAGUUAAUUAAUAAAAUAUCAAUUACUUUAUAAGGGUGCUUUUAUGAAGCAUAAAAUGUUGUUUAUGGCUAUAUAUUUCAAUAAUGAUGUGUUUCAUAUUUGUAUCUAUAGUAGCUUAAAUCAAAUAAUUAGAAAGUUAGACAUAAUUUAAGUUGAGUUGAAGAUACCCUAUAUAAGGUAAUUAUUGACACUGAAUCCUUAUGAGGCAGGUAGAAGAAUGAGUCUAAUAUACAGAAAUAACUUCAUCCAUGCUUCUUUCCUGAAUUUGUGA